Molecule: messenger RNA, 732 nt
Organism: Aspergillus caelatus
Lineage: Eukaryota; Fungi; Ascomycota; Eurotiomycetes; Eurotiales; Aspergillaceae
Product: mitochondrial 54S ribosomal protein mL54
Exons: 2
Coding region: 1-732 (243 amino acids)
Cellular component (GO): mitochondrial large ribosomal subunit
Molecular function (GO): structural constituent of ribosome
Source: RefSeq, a predicted model, not a curated record
AUGAUCUGCCAGCGCUGCCGAACCAGCCUCCUUUCUCGGCUGCAACCGCAACACACGGUUACUUUCUCUGCCUCGUCAUGUGCACGCCAGCUUCCAAUUCACCGAAGCCAGUUCCGGAGCUACAGUGAUGGCAAGCCUACAGUAUCCGCUACGCCGCCUCCUCCUACUCCCCGCCAGCCUGUCGCAGCGGACAUCACGAUCCCGUCGGCAGUUUCAUCAGCAACUCCCGGCGUGUCCCAACCGUUCAGCACACCGGAAGAAGUAAAUGUUGAUGUGUCUUCUAAGAAGCCCACAAAGCCUGCUGUGGAACGUCCACCAAGCUCCUGUCCCGCUGGAACGAAGCUGAACGGCCUCAACUACUUCAAGAAUAAGCCUGAUAUCGUCGCCUUGGAAGACUCUGAAUACCCGGAGUGGCUGUGGUCGUUGUUAGAUGAUGCUAAGAAGCAAUCGAAAUCUGAGGGCGGAGUGGAUCCGAGCACUCUGAACAAGAAGCAACGCAAGCGCUAUGAGAAGAAGAUGGCUGCUCGCGCUGCAACCCUCCCUCCUAAGAUCCCUGUUCACCACCACGCUAUUGAUAUCACUCCUGCAUCGUACAACCGCGGCGGCCAAGCAGCUGAUGAUCUUCUGGUCGAGGCCGCUGAGAGUCUGGAUAAGCGCUCCGAGAUCACGAAGAGCGCGAGAGAGGCGCGGAGGAAGGCCAUUAGAGAGGCUAACUUCCUCCGCGGUCUGUGA